Molecule: messenger RNA, 912 nt
Organism: Penicillium alfredii
Lineage: Eukaryota; Fungi; Ascomycota; Eurotiomycetes; Eurotiales; Aspergillaceae
Exons: 1
Coding region: 1-912 (303 amino acids)
Source: RefSeq, a predicted model, not a curated record
AUGGAACCACGGAAUCGGAAGCAGCGCCGUACUGCUGCAGCCUCGUCCGCCGAAGCCGACAUUCCACUCUCGCACCCUCCACGCCGCGAUACCAACACCCCGAGCACGAAAACACUUUAUGAUAUCAUCGCAGACCGCCAGAAAGAGCUCCUCGGGCAAGACAAUGGCCCUUCGAUCGCAUCAGCAGCAGCAGCAGACAAAGAUGCAGUGUCAGCAGCACCGAGGGGUACUCGGUUCGUGACCGUCGACGUGUCGGGGGCCGUAGUGGACGUGGACGGCACGAGCAGCAACGGCGAUGAAAACACAUACACAACAGACGACAACAACACCGACAACACCGACAACAACUCAAAUGCCGACCAUACCGACGACAAACCUCUCCCCCCAUUUCUCGACACAAUCCUCCUCUCCAUCCCGCUCACCACGCUCCACCUCACCCUGGCCUACCUCGCCGCACACCAAUACGCCGAGAAAACCGACGCGCGCCAGCUCCUCAAAGACUCCUUAACCAUCACCCUCCCCCCUCCUAACCUUCCUCGUACACCUGGUCCACGGCCACAUCGUGUCCUUGCCGAUCCCAGCGCGACUGCGCAGUCUCGGCAAUUCAAAGGAUCAACCACGCCCGGUUUUCUCUGCCUCUUCCUCAUCCGGGCAGUCAGCGCUACGCCAACUCGUCUGGCCGCCGACGCUGCGCACGCUCGUUUUUUUGCCCGUGGCGGCCUUGCUCGGGGCGCGGCUGAUCACCAUCACGAAUGGCGACCCGUACUACGCGGUCAUGAAGAAGGCGCCGGCGGUCGGCACGCUGUGGAUCUGGUGUAUUUUGGAGAUGUCGUUUGGGGCGGCGGUGCUGGGUGCGUUGGGGCCGUUGGUUUGGGGGGUUUGGUGGAUGAAGUAUGGGAUUUUUUGAGUUGA